AUUGAAAUUUUUUGUCAUCUCUAAUCACACGUGCUGUAUUUGUUAUUGUUAAAAACCAACAACAAAAUAUUUUUUCUGUUUUGAUAGUAAAAAUUUGUUUUUACCACAAUAAUUAUUGACUAUCUAUAGUUAUGAAAACAACUGAAAAUAAUUCACAAUCAUCUCCCAACCUAGAUCAUGAUGCAGGUGCUGAGAACCUUGAUAUUGUAGAGAAAAGUGAGGAUUAUGAAGAUGAUGACACUUGUAGCUCACAGGAAUUGGAGAAAUUAUUCAAUCAUAAAUACAAAAUACAUGAUGAACAAAGCGUGACAAAUAGCGAUAAUUAUGUAUUACACUUGGCAAAGGAUGACUCUCUUAUUUGCAUUGCAGCUGGCCUAUCAGAUGGAUCAGUUUGUUUAUUUGAGGUAAAUACGGAAAAAGGAUUAUUUAUUCAACCGCCACCGUCGAGUAAACCCAAAUCAGACCAAUCUUUAUGCGGAAUACGUUUUAUGGACGAAACGCCAAAUUUAUUACUUAUCGGUAGCUGUCGUGGUUUCGUACGUCUAUUGGAUUUACGAACACGCAUGGAAGUUGCUCGUUUUGAGAAUAAUAUUUCACAUAUAUCACAUCCAAAGGAAAUUCUAAGUUUCGAUCGUAAUUCUACUAGCAGCUUACUCUGUAUGGGAACUGAACAGCGUAGCCAUAAAGUAAAUUUAUUGUGUUAUGAUAUACGCUCAACUAACGAAAUAUUUCGAUUUUGGGAUUGUCAUGAUGAUGAAGUGACUGCUCUACGUUUUAAUCCACAAAAUCCAUAUCUAUUGUGUACGGGUUCUGCUGAUUGCUUAAUUAAUAUUUAUGAUGUUAAAAAAAAUGAAGAAAAUGCUAUUUUGAACACAAUUAAUACUGAAGACACAAUAUACAAGGUUGACUGGCAUCUAUCUUCCAAAGGCGAGAAUUUAAUAUCCUGUAUAACACCUACAAACUCUUUUAAAUGCUACAAUUUUUAUGGCGAUAUAGUAGCGGAUUUCGACCAAUUAAACAUUACGAAAGCAAUUAAACGUCGAAACGAAUUAAAUUGUAAUUUAAUAAGUUGUCACAAUACGGCCAACAAUGAUAUGAUUCUGAUAACUGGAUCUAAUUUAAACGAAGGUUCAACUUUACGCUCUUGUCUGGUACAAAAGGAUGAAUUAACUCCCUACGCGAAUUUUGAAGGCAAUAAACAAAUUGUUCGUGAUAGUUUAUUUGAUGCCAAAACAAAUAUUUUAAUAACUGGUGGCGAAAGGGGUAUUGUAACAUUAUGGACUCCACAAUCAUGGGAUUCAUCAACAACAAAUACAAGUAGUCCUUCUGCGGAAAGUUUAAAAAUGAAAACAAAGAACGUAAAUAGAUUUACUCCUUAUUAGAAAAAAAUAAUCAUGUUUUAUUACAUAUAAGAAUGUUUGCGAGUUCUCUAAGUUCUCACAAAUACUAUUUUAUAUUUUAAAUGUAAAUAUCUGAAAUAAAAUUAAAGAAACUUUGGAAAAAUAAA
Lucilia sericata (common green bottle fly) is the source of this 1507-nucleotide messenger RNA. RefSeq names its product WD repeat-containing protein 89-like. Lineage: Eukaryota; Metazoa; Arthropoda; Insecta; Diptera; Calliphoridae. Gene Ontology annotation, molecular function: protein binding. The transcript is spliced from 5 exons. The coding region runs from base 132 to 1382 and encodes 416 amino acids. The record is from RefSeq and is a predicted model, not a curated record.